This is a messenger RNA of Trichoderma citrinoviride, 901 nucleotides long. RefSeq lists its product as hypothetical. The coding region runs from base 113 to 847 and encodes 244 amino acids. The record is from RefSeq and is a predicted model, not a curated record. The transcript is spliced from 3 exons. NCBI's taxonomy places the organism in Eukaryota, Fungi, Ascomycota, Sordariomycetes, Hypocreales, Hypocreaceae.
GCUUCUUCUGAUUCCGAGUCCAAUCACAAGCCUGCUGACAUGACCUCCACCAACAGUCGGUGCGCCUGUUCCUGAAGCUCCCGAAGCUCAAGCUGGAGCUCCGACCAUGGAUAUGAGCGCGGACACGGCCAAGCCAGAAGCCCCCGCGGAGUCCUCAGCUCCUUCUGAUAAACCCAAAGAGCUCCCCAUCGUUUCCGACACCAAAGCGCCUGAGGAUGCAAAGCCGGCACAGGAUCCCCCAAGCGCCGCCGAUGCCUUCAAGGAGUCGCAUAAGCCCCCGCAUUCCGUUGAAGUCCAGUCCGUCCCCGAAACCCCCGUCAAUACGUCGACUCCGGCGAACGGGUUGCCGCGGCCAGAGCUGCCAAUCUCCGCGGAGCCGGAACAACCUGAGAAGCCAAAGGAAGACCCCGUCCUCAUCACAGAGGUGCAAGAGCCGCUACCGACUCCCUCGGCCUCUGCGCCCGGAAGUGACGUCGGACCUGAUCCUAUUGUUGAUAAGCCCGCGGCUCCCAAUGGCGAGUCGAAGCCUGCCGAGCUGAUGGCCGGCGCUCUCCAGACGGGUACCUCAGAUGCCAAGUCGGAGACAUCGGAGACGGCCGCCGGGGAGAAGCGCAAGCAGCCUGACACGGCCGAUGCUGCAGCUGCUGCCGACGAAGCAGCGGCUGAGAAAGACGACUCUGAAGAGAGUGAGCGGGCAGACAAAAAGGUGAAAAUCGACGAGAACGGCACGGCGGCCACCAACGGCGGCGCUCGUAAGCCGGGCCGCCCUAAGAAGGAUAAGAAGGCUGCUCCCGUGGUGGGCAGGACCUUGCGCAAGACCCGGAGUCAAGGGCCCGUCGAGAUUUAAGCCUUUACGGCGAAAAGCUGUCGCUGUAUGUAUAUUGAUUGCCUUGCCAAAAGU